Messenger RNA from Schistosoma intercalatum, 4979 nucleotides. The record is from the annotation of a GenBank genome assembly. NCBI's taxonomy places the organism in Eukaryota, Metazoa, Platyhelminthes, Trematoda, Strigeidida, Schistosomatidae.
AAUGCGUUACUGCCGAUAAGUAUUUAGUGGUCGUGGUUUCAUGAACAUGGUUUUGGGUGUGCCUCACAAUUUGACACGAAGAUAUGGACAAGUGGCUGAAUCGAAGAAUUAACUCUUUUUUCGUUGACUCCUUGCAAUCGUGUUCAGUGAUCAAAGUUUGAGACGCCUGUACAAUUGAAAGAUCUCUUCUACAAGUACUCAAAGUUACUAUUAUUCUUUAUUUCACUGGAGUUACCGACUGAAAUUCUGUCGACAAAUAUAUCGAACCUUUUACAGAUGUUGAUCAGGUGUUUCGAAUAAUAUAAUGGAGUGCAAAAGACAAUCUGAACUGGAACUUCUAGCCAAACUUGAGGAAAAAAAUCGAGCUCUUUUUUCAGAUGCUAAAGUCGUUCCAUCUUUACAUACUCGUCGACGAGAAGGUUCUUUAUCAAGUAGCAUUUCCACUGGAUCUGGGCAGGAUGAUACACGAAGCAAUGGAACAUCUUCGCUGCAGCUUAAUGGUCAUGCAACACAUGGGUCGUCGAAAUCGAGUAACACUUCUGGAGUCUCGAUUCCUUUAAUGAUUGGUUGGACUGCUGGAGCACCAAUUAGCAGUUCUAUUCGUGAACAGUGGGACUACGUAAUAAAUAAUUGGGAUCAAUGUUCGAAAAAGAAAUCCUAUGUUUCUGAUCUUAUUAAAAAAGGUGUUCCUGAUGAAUUUCGUCCAUUAAUUUGGCAACUAUACUGUGGAGCUUAUGAUUCAGCUGUUAAAAAACAUUAUCAUAAUUAUUUGUUAGUUAAUUCACCGGUUGAAAAAGCUAUCCGACGUGAUAUUGCACGUACAUUUCCUAAACAUGAUUUAUUUAAAGAUGAAAACGGUUGUGGUCAAGAAAGCUUAUUCCGUGUAAUCAAAGCGUAUUCAAUUCAUGACCCAGAAGUGGGCUAUUGUCAAGGCUCAGCAUUUAUUGUUGGAUUAUUAUUAAUGCAGAUGCCUGAACUUAAUGCAUUCGCUGUACUUGUUCAAUUAAUGAAUGAUUAUCGACUUCGUGAAAUGUAUAAACCAUCUAUGAUGGAACUUGGCGUUUGUAUGUACCAGUUAGAACAAUUAAUUGCUGAUAAUUUACCCGAAUUGUAUACGCAUUUUCGUACACAAUCAUUUGCACCAAGUUUAUAUGCAUCAGCAUGGUUUUUGACAUUGUUCUCUACUAUUCUACCUAUACCAUGUGCUACACGUGUUAUGGAUUUUUAUAUUGUUGAGGGCCUUCAAUUCAUAUUUAAAUUGGCUUUAUCAAUAUUGAAAUUUUCUGCUGACAAUUUGUUAAGAUGUGAUAUGGAGUCAAUGGUUGCAUUCCUUCAACAUGAAGGACCAUUAGCGUGGGAUAAACAUUCGAAUACUAUAUUUGAAAAUGCUUGUUCGCUUAAAUUGAAUACAAAAAAGAUGAAAAAAUUAGCGAAAGAAUACAUGACAAUGCGUAGUCAAGAACGAGAAGAACAAAUUGAAUUACGUCGUCUUCGUACUGAAAAUGGAUUAUUAUUACAACGUUUAGCCCGUUUAGAAGAGGAAAGUGGAGUAAUGGCUGAUCGUUUAGUUAAAUGUCAAUUGAUUCGAGCACAAGAAGCUGAAACUACCAUUGCAUUACGUUGUGAAUUAUCUAUAUUAAGACGUGAAUAUGCUAAUUUAAAUUCUAAUUCUCAUUUAAUAACUAAUGAAUUUUCAUUGAAUAAUAAUACUAAUAAAAGUAUUGAAAAUAAUGAUGAACAACAUAAAUUAUUAUUGAAAUCAACUACAAUCAAUCAUGAUGAUGUACUGCCAACAAAUGAAAAGAUAAUAAAUACCAUUGUUUCUAAUACAAAUACAACAAUCUCUAUGGAUAAGCCAACAAUCACAAAUAUAUCUAACCCAAAUCAAAAUUAUACCAAUAAUGAUACAGUACAUCAAUCACUUGUUAAUGGUUUCUCAUCACCUACUUAUAAUAUUCAAAAUGACUAUACUACUAAUAAUACUAAUACUACUACUAAUAAUAAUACUUGUUCUUCUUCUUUAUUACAUGAACAACAAUUAAAUAAUUCAUAUGAUUUUUGUACAUUACCAAGAUCAAGAAAUCGUGAUUAUCAAAUAAAAGGUGGUAAUCAUUAUAAUGAAAUGAAAAAUGAUGAAUUAUUAUCAACUACUAUGAAUCAAUUACAAACAGAUUUAAUGAAUUCACGUUUCAAUGAAGCGGAUACUAAAAAAAUAUUACAUGAAUUACGAUGUAAAUUACAUGAAUUAGAAGAGUCAAAAUUGGAUCAAUCACUUCGAUCAGCUGAACAAAUUGCUGUAUUAAAAGAUGAAUUAUUUGGUGCAAAACUUCGAGAAACAGAAUUAAUAAAUCAAGUAGAAGAGUUAAAAAGAAGAUUUGAUGAUUUGAAUUCACUUUGGCAGGCACAUAUUGGAAAAUGUAAAGGUGUUAACAAUGAUACAAAACGUUCUUCACUUUGGAUUGGUUCUUUAAACUCACUGGAUUCAAAUGAAACGAAUUUUAAGAUGAAAUUUUCUGACCGACUACUGGAAACACGAUUCAUCAAUCAAAUCAGUAGUUUAAAACAACAGGUAUAAAUUUAUUUUAUGUGUAAUAAUUUUUUAUUCUUCUUCAUACGAGUGAGGGAAAAAUGAACACAAGUGACCAACUAUUCUGUUAUACUUUGGGAUAUUAGAGCACAACUCUACUUUCUAAAGUUGGAAGAUUUGAAAUUGGAAUAUAAACUCCGAAUUUUCUGAAAAAAGGAGGUGUUGUAUGCUGACGUUAAUUAUGAAUAAUAACUUUUGAAGACUAUUUAUGGACCAAUACGAUACAUAUAUAUUUAUUGUGUAAUUGUGAAGUAGUUAAACUAUGCAUAUUCAUAUUACUCUAGACUGCUCGCGUUAUUGGUCCGGUCGAUAAAAUCAGUGUUAUCUAAUUAGCGGUAUAAAUAUGUUAUGUAUUAAUAGGACACAUGGUCAUAAGUUAUAACACGUUCUACCUGCGCAGGUGUAAUAAAUUGGUAACUUAGUUGAUAGAACUUGAUCAGCACUAAGAAGGACCUGGCAAAGAUGACAUUGGUCACUACUCAGUGAUCGAUCAAUUGUAAAUACAUUCAUGUAAUAAAAGAGCUCAACAGUAUUAGUGGUUAUCGUUUUUUGUUCUUUGAGCUGCUUAGUUUAGUCGUGAAGCUUUCAUUAUUCUUCUGAACAACACCAUCAGCAUAAACUUCAGUUAGAAGUGAAAUGUUCGAUUUUCUUCUCAUAUGACGGACUUAUUGUCCUGACGACCUCGAUAUUGAUUGGUUAUUGCUGAUCUUUAACCUAUAAUUGUAUGCAUUUUUAUCUCUUUUUGAUCUCCAUCUUUGUUUCAAUUACCCUUUUUAACGAUGUGCAUAUAAACUUUUAUAUACAUUUAUAUUUAGUCUUCAGUAAUAAGGAUAGGUCUGUCGACCUAUAUUAAUCCUUGCAGUUUGUAAUACUGUGGAGGUCCAAUCUCGUUUUGAAUAUAUUAACAGACGGUGCUGAUAUUACGUGUUCCGGUAGGGAAUUCCAAUAAUUCACUACUCGGUGCGAGAAACGGAACUCCAGACGUAAACGGUUUGAUCUCGGUUUUUGAACUUUGUUCGAAUGUCCUCUCAAAUGAUCGGUUCUAGACGGAAGCAAAAGAUAAGACAUGUUAAUACCAAGGUCAUCGUUCAGUAUACGAUAAGCCAAUAUUAGAUCACCCCGUACUCUACGGUAAGAUAACGGAAAUAAGUUAAGGUGUCUCAGUCUGUCUUCAUAAGAUAGGCCAGCUAGACCUUGUACCAUCUUGGUAGCUCGUCGUUGGACUCUUUCUAGCAUAUCUGCUUCAUAUUUGAAACAAGGACUCGCUGCUUGAAUCCCGUAUUCUAAAUGUGGUCGCACAUAAAUCGGGUAUAGUAAUCCAAACAUUUCAUCGUCUAAAUACUGAAAAGCUCUACGAAUUGACCAUGAUACCCUAUAGCCUUUUGCAGCAGCGGCCUUACAGUGACUAGUCGUUACACACAACCGCUCUAACAUAUGUAUAAUCACUUUUAGGAAUCCGGUGUUCAUCUUGUUGUGUUAAUGAGAUAUGGCAACUUGAACCGAUUCAUAUAUGUGCCUGGUCCUACGUUGUAGCUGACUUACUGACUAAUCUUUAAGUGAAUUAACUUCGAACACAAUAAUGAAUUAAGGAAAUCAAUAAAAAUGUUAGGUUUAAUGUUUGACUUAAUCGCAAAAUACUGAUCAUGUAACUAUUGAUAUGAAGUAGGUACAGUGGAUACGAAUUUUAUUCGUGUUACCGACAGGAACUAUUUAAAUAAUCAAUUUCCUUAUAGAUUUUAGCAUCAUGUUGAUACUAGUUUAGCUUAAGUUUUUUCUUCAUUAAUUACUAUCAAAAAUCAUCCCUACCGCGGAAGAUCGAAUAUGCUUGUCAACAAUUUUACUAAUAUCCUGGCUAUGAGUUCUUUCUUAUACUUUAAAAUCAGUGUAUCUUUCUCUUCCUAAGUAUUUUUAUAUGUUAGAUUUUCUGUCAGUGCUGUAUUUGAAAAGUUGAUAAGUCAGUAAACCCAUUAGAAGUAAACGUUAGCAGGCAACCUAUAUGUUUAAAUUCUGUAGACUAACUGAAACUCCUGCUCUAAAUAACGUUGUUUAUACAUGAAGAUGGAAUCACAGCUUUAUGUUGAAUGUAUAACUCGUACCUAAUAUAAAUCAUAUACGAAUUUCUGAUUUAAAUACUGAACUUUCAGUUAUAUGCUUCCAUGGUAUACUACUCGAUUGCUGAAAUUGAUGUAGACUAGUCGACGAAGUUCGAGUCCGCAAUCUAUUAGUUGAUGAAGCAAUCCCUUUCACCAUUAGCCCAUUAGUCUAUAAAGUUUGUCCAGGUAUAUUUGUUGAACAUAAAUAUUCUUAAAUAUCUAUACUUUUUUAAAUUCUUUCUAAUCAUCAUUUUUAUGAACUAUCUUACAUUUGUCAUUUUAUUGCUGUUUUUACCCAC